Molecule: messenger RNA, 2187 nt
Organism: Fusarium vanettenii 77-13-4
Lineage: Eukaryota; Fungi; Ascomycota; Sordariomycetes; Hypocreales; Nectriaceae
Exons: 4
Coding region: 1-2187 (728 amino acids)
Source: RefSeq, a predicted model, not a curated record
AUGGCUGACGCUACCCCUCUCUAUAUUCACGAUCCACGUGAUCUUGAUUCUACCCUACGCGACAGGAGACUCUCGGGCCUCGACGUCUAUGUAUGGGAGCCUGCAAGCAAGUCGUUCGAGUACGGACGCCACCGACUGGGAGCGUGGAGAGUUGCACAAAGAACGAAGGCACGCCCAGAUGCCAUAUUCUGGGGUCCAAGCAGCGAACUAUACGCCAAAGACAAACGGCACAGUACUACUACAUCAUCGAUAAACAGACGUACCACUGCAUCUAGAGCGAUCAGACCACGUAGAGUUUUGCAAGGUCCGCUAGCUUCAUGGAAUUGGGAAUAUCGAUACCGCCCGGAGCUGCCUGAUACGUCCAUUGUCGUGGCUGGAGACGAGGAAUCAGUGGAGGCGACAUUAUGUGAACAUUGCGUCAAGAUUCCUGUUGGGAAGCUUCUUCUCUCGGAAAGCAGCUACAAGCUGCAAGGCAAAGCUUCGUAUCUAAACGUCAACUCAUGCCGCCUCUGCCGCUUAGUAUUUCGGCAUAUUAAGAACAGGCCCCCCUCCCAAGACGACGAAAUAUCUCUGUCUGUGAAACCAGCGGAUGGCAUCAUGUCACCAAGACUUGUUAUUCGAAUAGGUUCAAAACAGAGCGAGCAAGCGUCCCUUGCCAUCCUCCAUGGAAUCGGAAGUAAAGAGUACUUUCGCUUGCUGCAGAAAUGGCUGCAUGAAUCCAGCGCUAGUGACCGCGAGAUGUAUCCGUAUGAUCCUCCAACUCGGUUGAUUGGCAUCUCUCGGUCCGAAGAUAGAUUCAUAUUGCGGCUUGUUGAGACGGAAGACUUGCAUUUCAGCUCGCCGCAAUACAUCGCCUUAUCUCAUCGCUGGGGCGGUAUCGACACGUUCUGUACAACCACAGAUAACUUCCAGGAGCGGCUGAACGACAUUCCAUACUCCGAGUUACCUAAGACAUUUCAGCACGCUGUCAUUACCAGUUGGAAUCUUGGAGUCAAGUACCUCUGGAUAGACUCGCUCUGUAUCAUCCAGCGCGACGUGAGGGACUGGCGCCGCGAGUCGGCAAAGAUGGAGAAUGUCUUUGCCUUCGCUCAUUGUACGCUUGCGGCCACUUCAGCGAAGGACUGCAAUCAAGGCUUCCUGAGCAGGUCAGCUGAAAGUUCCGUCAAACUCACUGAUCCUGAUUCAAACCCUGCACCAUUUUUUAACAUCAAGGAAACGGAAAAUGAUUUCAACAAGGAUGUGACUCAAGGCCCGUUGAAUAAGCGGGCGUGGGUAUUUCAGGAACGAGUCUUAUCGCGCCGAACUAUUCACUUUACGGCCCAACAGACAUACUUUGAGUGCGGCUCCAACGUGUGGUGCGAAGCCAUGGGCCCGGAGCAGUCGUUAGAAAGUCCGCUACAGAAACUGCAACUUCGGCUGUUUGAGCCGGGGGGGUUUUCUCAAAAGGAAGAUUCCUUAUUCGAGACCUGCUUCUCCCAAUACUCGAGCCUGGAUAUCACAAACUGCAGGGAUCGCCCUGCGGGCAUUAUGGGCCUUGAGUCCAGAUUGGCAGAGUCGUAUGAGACGGCAAGUUUGUACGGAAUUCUCCUCUCGUCAUUCUACAACAGUCUUUUCUGGCAUCGUUCAGGGGACAAGAGAAUGACAGGGAUUGAUUUCCCGGACGAAAGCGUGCCGUCCUGGUCUUGGAUGGCUUACGAAGGAGCCGUAAACUAUGGUCUCUUGCCGGGUUCCUUCACAGGUUCGAUCCAAUUCGACAGUGCAGGAGAGGAAGAUGAGGACAUCAAACUCACCAACGCCGGAAAACUCGCCCCUAUCCAAGAAUCAGGCUUCUUGCUUAUCGCUCCACUGUACCAAGUUUCAGGCAGCUACAUCAUGGAACCUGACGGCAGCUCCAACUGCAAAAUGAUGGCUGGGAACAAGUUCCUUGGGUGGCUCAGAUAUGAUGGUGAAGACAAGAAGGUUGGUAUGAAUUUACUUUGCAUCCGGGUUGGUCGGAUUGAUAUUGAGGAGGAAGAUGAUCUGAGCGCUGGUGAGCUAGCUCGGAGCAAUUUUGCUCCUAUUAUGCUUCUCACACCCACAAUUAGAGAUGGGAGGCAUGUUUAUAAGACAUAUCAAAGGCUCGGUGUGGGCAUAAUUAGAGAAGGAUCGUUGGUGCGCGAUGAGCAAGGACCGGUUUGGGUGGCGUGA